CUGGAAGGCUUCUCUUUUUUUCUGCAGAUAGAGCUGUUCGAGUUUAAGGGGGAGGAUCUCACAGAUGAUGAAGAUGGUGGAAUAAUCCGAAGAAUCCAUAAGAAGGGGGAAGGCUACUCCAAACCCAAUGAAGGAGCCCUUGUAGAGAUCCAGCUAGAAGGUAGACAUGGAGAGCGAGUUUUUGACAAGCGGGAAUUGCGGUUUGAGAUUGGAGAAGGAGAAAACCAUGAUCUCCCUCCUGGCCUGGAGAAGGCAAUUCAGCGAAUGGAGAAAUUGGAAGAAUCCAUUAUUUAUCUCAAGCCCAGCUAUGGUUUUGGGAGUGCUGGGAAAGAGAAGUUUCAGAUCCCUGCAGAUGCAGAACUGCAAUAUGAAGUGAAACUCAAAAGCUUUGAAAAGGCUAAGGAAUCCUGGGAGAUGAACACUGAUGAGAAGCUAGAACAAAGCUCCAUUGUGAAGGAGAGAGGCACUCAGUACUUUAAGGAAGGGAAAUACAAGCAGGCAACACUACAGUACAAGAAGAUUGUUUCAUGGCUGGAGCAUGAAUCAGGGCUUUCUGAAGAGGAUGAUGCGAAAGCCAAAACCUUGAAGCUUGCUGCCCACCUUAAUCUGGCCAUGUGCCAUCUGAAGCUGAAGGAGUACUCCCAGGCUUUGGAAAACUGCAACAAGGCACUUGAGUUGGAUAGCAGCAAUGAGAAAGGUCUCUUUCGGCGUGGGGAAGCCCAUCUGGCUGUCAAUGACUUUGAAUUGGCCCGAGCAGAUUUCCAGAAGGUGAUACAACUCUACCCAAGCAACAAAGCAGCCAAAGUGCAGCUAGUAACCUGUCAGCAGAAGAUCCGGGAGCAGCAUGAAAAAGAGAAAAAGAUGUAUGCCAACAUGUUCCAGAGGCUUGCUGACAAGGACUCUAAGUCAGAAGCUGACACUCUCCAGACAAGUGGCAGCCAUACCACAGAUGCAGACAUGAAAGACCAAGAACAGAAUGGAGUUGAAGAUAAAUCAGAAGUUGACACAGAGGCAUAAAAACAAACCUGGUUCCAUUAGUUUUGUAAACUGAAGAAUUUCCAGUGAAUUAGACCUUUAUUUUUCUAUCUGGUUGGACAGCGGCUUCAGGGGAGCAGAGGCUGGGGCCACAGUGCCAUGGUCGGUUACAGCUGUGCGUGUCUGUGGAGGAAGCUCGGUGGCUGCACGCAUCUGGUAUACUCUUAGGGACUUUAUUUAUUCAUUCUGGCUCAGUUAUUGUUGGAGGUUCUGUCCAGAUUCCUUCCGUUUUGUUUAAUUUCAUUCUGCCAUUGGUGUGUCUCUUUGUCCUCCAUCCUAUUCCAGCUCAUUCUGAUCCCAGGUUUUGCUUCCUAAACAGUUUCCUUGAUUUUUACGUACUCCCCAGGCGUCCUCACAUGAGACUUCAGAACAAAUUGCUGCACCCAAUUCUUCCGCCUCAGCCUUGCCCCUUGCUGUUUCCUCUGUUAAGCAGAGACCCCUCCCCCAUGAGUAAGUGUUGUAACCUUCCUUGUAUGCCUGUUCUUUGCACAUUGCUGAAGGUGAAGACUGUGAAGUCAAAGCUUGAAUAAUAAAGCUCCAGAUAAACUCCAAAA
Molecule: messenger RNA, 1589 nt
Organism: Gavialis gangeticus (Gharial)
Lineage: Eukaryota; Metazoa; Chordata; Crocodylia; Gavialidae
Gene: FKBP4
Product: FK506 binding protein 4
Exons: 7
Molecular function (GO): peptidyl-prolyl cis-trans isomerase activity; protein binding
Source: RefSeq, a predicted model, not a curated record